CUACAUGUUAUAGAUGUCAGCGAGUCGCCGCGUUGCAUUUGUUUUUUAUUUUUCGAAUAUAACUGUCAGCGUAGCAGUUUGUUUUUUAUUCGAGAAAAACUGUAUUUUGUGUGUGAAGUGAUAAUGAUACUAAGAUUAUUAUUGUGUUUUGUGUGUGUGGCUGGUUUUAGUGUGGCGCUAAUAACAAAAGAAAUUUGCAUAAAAUGCGUCCCCAUCAAAGACUGCCUGGUAUUCGGGAACCUGACCAAGGCAGAACAAAAGCGGUGGACGGCUGACUUCGCUUGCACCCUUCCCAAGCUGGAUACCGAAGUCGACUUCGGGAUAACUCCUUACACCCAAGGAGCCUAUAUAUGCUGCCCUCACACGAACACCGCUAACUUCGCUAACCGAAGAACAGAAAGCCAUGCUCCGCAAAUCAGUACAAAACAUCCAAGAUCUGUUGACAAAUACGAUUCAACGCCAAACCCCGUCGAAUAUGAUAGGCAAAGACAGACCGAGAAUGUAUGGAUGAAUCAAGACCAACAAAAUGAUAAUGAGAAAGAAUACGACAGUCAACGCAUGCCGUUUUGGCAGCAAAAUCCGUUUGAUACAAGUUUUUUUAACAGACCGAACAGGCCUAUGCAAAGUAUGUUUGGUAGUAAUCCGUUUCAAAACCCUUAUUUUAUGGGCAAGCCGAGGACGCAACCGAGUCAGAGAGGGCCGAGUGGGCGCACAGGUGGAUCCGGCCAGAGUUCGGGUGGAUUCGGACAAAGUUCGGGUGGAUUCGGGCAGAAUACGGGUGGAUUCGGACAAAAUUCUGGUGGAUUCGGGCAAAAUUCCCGUGGAUCCGGACAAAGCUCGGGUGGAAAUGGGCAAUGUUCGGCUUUGACAAGUUUCCCGCCAGAGCCGAAUAAGGGCUGCUGCGGACGGGAUGUUUCUGAUGCUGACAGGAUCAUAGGUGGAAAGACAACUGAGAUCGACCAAUUCCCGUGGACGGUGUUACUCAAUUCAAAAUUCACAAACGGAAGAACGACAGCGGAGUUCAGCUGCGGCGGUUCAUUAAUCAGCGCACGCUACGUACUAACUGCCGCUCACUGUUUAUUCGACGAAACCUCCCGAUUGUCUGAUGUCGAAAUAUACCUAGCGGAAUACGACAAACGCACGUUCCCUCGCGACUGCAUGAUCAGCCCUGGCGAAGGUCGGAGGUGCAUCGAGAACAUUGCCAUGCGAGCUGAAGACGUAGUGCUACACCCUCAGUACGAUGACACGAGGUUGCAGAACGACAUAGCCUUGAUACGGCUAAGAGGAACUGCGCCAUACACAGAUUACAUUCGUCCAAUCUGCCUGCCUCUAAUCAAUGUUGACAGCCCCGACUUCUCCAACCUCCCCCUCUCCGUGGCCGGCUGGGGCCGGAACGGCCGCUACCGAUCCGACGUCAAGCAAUCCACCGUAGUCAACCUAGUGCCUCAAGGAGAGUGUAAAAGGCACUAUCCGCACCUGACGCGCCGCCAUCUUUGCGCGGCGGGGCACACGGGGGAGGACACGUGUAAGGGGGACUCGGGUGGGCCUCUCAUGAUGUUGCACAGAGGGAAGUACUUCGUCGCAGGGAUCGUGAGCGGGAAGAGGGCGGACUCACCUUGCGGCUCACAAGUGCCUUCGCUCUAUACUAAUGUUUUUAACUAUUUGGAUUGGAUUAGGGCUAACAUCCGGAAUUAGACAAUUAACAAGUAUAUAUUUGAUAUUUUAACAGCUUAACUGCGGUCAAUAGAAAAAACGAUAUUCUGAUAUGAUGCUGAACUAGUUAUGUAAACUUUAGUUAGUCCAUAAGUAUUUUGUUUAUUAAAGAACACACUACAGUA
Messenger RNA from Cydia splendana, 1838 nucleotides. Its product is annotated as phenoloxidase-activating enzyme-like. Gene Ontology annotation, molecular function: serine-type endopeptidase activity. Lineage: Eukaryota; Metazoa; Arthropoda; Insecta; Lepidoptera; Tortricidae. The transcript has 6 exons. The record is from RefSeq and is a predicted model, not a curated record. Gene Ontology annotation, biological process: proteolysis. Bases 124 to 1695 code for a protein of 523 amino acids.